UCCUUGUGUAGUUUAGUCAGCCAUGUUGGCUGCUCUGUGGCUGGUUGGUCUUUCUCUUCCCAUGUUAUGGGCCCAGAGACUAAUCAGCUGUCCCUACAAGAAUGUGUGUCAGUAUGCCCUGCUCUCAGGCAAUGAUGUGAUCCUGCAGUGUAACUACCCCAAAGCACUGUGGUAUUUUUCUUCAUCUUUAGAGGACAAACCGUCCCUGCUCAACUCUAUGCCUGAUGCGAAGGUACUGCCUGGGAGCGACCUGCAGUUGUCUGACCCUAAGCCUUCCCAGACAGGGCUCUACCAAUGCCUGGAUGAUCAUAAGGCCCGUGUAGUAGAAUAUGAGAUUGACUUCCAGGACAUAGCUCUGUUGCAUGUCACACACAAAGACCUGGGCCAAGAGCCCAUGGGAAAUGAAAGUGUGAGCCUAGGAGGCAACGUACUUGUUUUUACCCGCUGGGAUCCUUGGCAAGAUUGUAACCGUUGCCAAAAGCCUGGUGAGCGCAAACGUCUAGGCUACUGCUAUGUGGAGGAGCCCCUAGAAAAGCCCAUGCCUUGCUGGCUCUACCUAAGGGAGGAGAAGGUGACCAAUAACCGCCUGCGACCUGAACUCCAGGUACAAGCCUGCCAGGUGCCCUGUGACACCGCCAUGGAAACCAACCAGCCGUACUUCAUCUUUGACACAUAUCUGCUGGACAAACCCAACAACUAUGCUCGACUCAAGUGUCCCUUGGCUUCCAUCUACAGGCCUAUCCACUGGGAAGCCAACGACAGCCCUCUGACAUGGCAGGACCAGCUCUCUGGCCAGGAAAUCAGCACCAUCAUGGACCUGCCCAGCGGUGGCCAGCACCUC
Mastomys coucha (southern multimammate mouse) is the source of this 841-nucleotide messenger RNA. It is a transcript of the gene Fam187b, whose product is annotated as family with sequence similarity 187 member B. The record is from RefSeq and is a predicted model, not a curated record. Lineage: Eukaryota; Metazoa; Chordata; Mammalia; Rodentia; Muridae. The transcript is spliced from 2 exons. The annotation marks the transcript as partial.